GCGGCGGCUGCCCCCUGUCGGGCCGCAGCGACAACAGCGCCCCCGCCGCCGGCCGCGGCCGCCAUGAGGCCCGCGCUGGUGGGCUACAGCAGCUCGGAGGAGGAGCAGGAGCAGGAGCGGGAGGGGGAUGGCGAUGGCGAUGGCGGGCAGCGGAGCCUCCGGGCCAGCGCCGGCCGCCCGCGCCUGCCCGCCCCCGCCGGCCUGCCGGGCGAUCCCGACCCGGAGGAGGCCGCUACCGACGACAGCUCCCGGCACGGCGGCCGCGUCCGCGGCUUCCCCCACGAGCGGGGCAACUGGGCCACACACGUGUACCUGCCGUACAGAGCCGAGGAGGAAUUCCUGGAGCUGCUGGAGCUGCUGCUGUCCCACGCCCGUGGCUACGUGUCCUCGCUGGCAGCCAUGGAGCAGUUCCACCUCAGCCUCUCGCAGUGCGUGGUGCUGCGCUACCACUGGAUCGAGCCCUUCGUCCGCUCCCUCAAGGAGCACCUGGCGCCCUUCCACAGGUUCUUCUGUGUGGCUGACCAAGUGAAGGUUUACACCAACCAGAACAAAACCAGGACCUUUAUUGGCUUGGAAGUCUCUGCUGGGCAUUUCCAGCUGCUGGAGCUGGUCUCAGAGGUGGACAGAGUUCUGGAGGAGUUUGACCUUCCCACAUUUUACAAGGAGCCGUCGUUCCACAUCAGCUUGGCCUGGUGCGUGGGGGACCUGUCUGCCAGGCUGCAAGGGCAGUGUCUGCAGGAGCUCCAGGACAUCGUGGACGGGUUUGAGGACUCGGCGCUGCUGCUGCGUGUGCAGUGGGAGCAAAUCCACUGCAAGUCAGGGAACAAGUACUUUUCCUUCCCCUUGAGGUAGGGGCUGGUGGGACUGUGCAUUUCAGAGCCUCCAACACCCUGAUGUUCAGCCACAGCCCAUUGUGCAGCACAGCCUGGAGCAGUGUGGGCUGUCACCCCACCUCCCACUCUCCUCUUGGGGUGUCUGUGACCUCAAGUCACUUCCAAGUUUGAGUUGCUGGCUGAAGAAACGUGUGUUUGGAGCAGGUUCCAGGCUGGCUGCUGGAUGUGCUGCUGUCAGCACCGGCGCUUCCAGCCAGCCCACGGCCACAAAGCUUGCUGAUGUCUUGAAAAGAGAAUGAAAAGACCUCUGUAAAAGCCAUAGAUGCCUUCUGGGGAGGAGGAAGGAGGUAGUGUGGGAAGCUGUUGCUCAAGGGAGAGUGUCUCACACACUGGGAAGUGCCACUGUCAGGAGGCUCUGAGCGUGUUUGGAGUAGCAGGAGGCGAGGACACGGAGCUGAACUCUCUCACUGGAGCAUCCCUCUACUGUAGACAAGCUCAGACAAGCUCUUGGGUCAUGUUCUGUCACAACAGCUGGUACCUCUGUGGAGAAAUGGCAGUAUCUGAUCCUCCUGCCAAGCAGCACAAGAUGAAAUCUGGAGGAGAGAGGCUGGGAAGCCCUUGUGUUUCGGUGCUCUGGGCUGGUUCUCACAAGCAGAGCUCUGGUUGAAGAUUGUGUAAGCCCAGCUGGGUGGACUGUUUCUCCUGAGGAUCUGGGGGUGAGCCCCAGAGAGGGCAGGGGCAGCCCUUGCCUGAGCUGGGAGGGCAGUGCCCUGGGGUGAGCCGAGGGCUGGCAGCUCCUGCCCUGGCUCCUGUGGAUGACCCUGGGGACAGGCUGGACAUUGUCCCGUGGGAGAAGCUCCUUUGCAGUCCUUGUGUUCCUGCUGGGAGGUCAGCUGCAGCCUCUUGCCUAUUGGCAGCAGGAGGCUGAUGUGUUGCCCUGAAUCUCUGACAAAACACUCUGGGACUUGUGAGCAGUAAAACAAUCCAUCUCCUCUCGUCAUA
Messenger RNA from Colius striatus (speckled mousebird), 1835 nucleotides. It is a transcript of the gene USB1, whose product is annotated as U6 snRNA biogenesis phosphodiesterase 1. Gene Ontology annotation, biological process: U6 snRNA 3'-end processing. The record is from RefSeq and is a predicted model, not a curated record. Bases 64 to 852 code for a protein of 262 amino acids. Lineage: Eukaryota; Metazoa; Chordata; Aves; Coliiformes; Coliidae. Gene Ontology annotation, molecular function: 3'-5'-RNA exonuclease activity. The transcript is spliced from 7 exons. Gene Ontology annotation, cellular component: nucleus.